AUGACUUUUACUGCUGAUGAUUGCCUCGGAACCCAGUACAAACACGAUGACCCGUUGGUGAUCGAAAUGGAUCUCAACAACCACAACGUCCACAAAGUACUGCUGGUCGAUAGAGGGAGCGCCGUCAACAUCAUCUUCAGAAACUGUUUCGAGCAGCUCAUCCUCGAGGAAGGAGAGGAGUCACUGACUAAGGUCAGCUACCCACUGAUCGGCUUCAAAGGAUCCGCAACAAUUCCCCGAGGAAAGAUCACCCUUCCCGUCACCAUUGGUCAAGGCCUAGCGGCAAGGAACGUCCGAGAGGAGUUCUUGGUGAUGGAUUGCGAUUCGGUAUAUAAUGUCAUCAUGGGACGAACCAUGAUUCACAAGAUACAAGCAAUCCCAUCCACGUACCACCAGAUGAUGAUGUACGUCUCGGACGCAAGUUUCGCCGAACGGAGAACAGGUGACCAGGAGGUGGCAAGAUCAACCUGUCACACUGCCAUCCGAAAGCCGAAGCUAGGAGACAGUCCUGAAGAUGAGGAUGAGAAAAGUUUCCCCCCAAGAGAGGAAAAUGAGGCUAAGAGGAGAAAGGCAGAGCCGAGCAGUCUGGUAAAGCCCGCGGAGGUUGAUGCUCGACCAGAAACCCUUUCCCCCGAACCAGAUCAAGAAAUGGAGGACAUCCCCCUAGAGGAUGACUCAGACAGAACAGCCGAUAUGCCAGGGAUAGAUUCGGAGAUGAUCUGUCACAAGCUGUGUUAG
Messenger RNA from Spinacia oleracea (spinach), 738 nucleotides. RefSeq lists its product as uncharacterized. The transcript has 2 exons. The coding region runs from base 1 to 738 and encodes 245 amino acids. Lineage: Eukaryota; Viridiplantae; Streptophyta; Magnoliopsida; Caryophyllales; Amaranthaceae. The record is from RefSeq and is a predicted model, not a curated record.